AUGGUUCGCGAACCGGAGCCUCCUGAGGCACCCCCUCUCUUCACCACUUCACCCAAGUCUAUUCUCGAAGACGCUGAGCGUGUGGUAGACACAUCCCGAAAUGCUCUGAAUCACAUAGCAGAGUCGGUCGAUGUCGCUUCCGCUACCUUUAACAACGUCCUCCUGCCCCUCGCACACGCCGAGAACGCUUUAAUGUCUCAGGCUUAUAUCCUAGGCUUCUAUCAAUAUGUCUCGACCGACGAAGGGCUCCGGGAGGCUUCAAGCAAAGCUGAAAAAAUAUUCGAUGACUAUGAUCGAGAGUGGAAGAUGCGAGAAGACAUCUAUGUUCUUGUCGACGCUGUGAAGACAAAUACUAUUGAGACUAGUGCCCUUGAUCCCGAAUCCGAGCACUUCUUGAACCGAGUCCAUCACAAUUUCAUCAAGAAUGGCAUGAAACUCCCAAGGACUGAGAGGGAGCAUCUCCGCCAGAUCCAAACGCGCAUCACAGAGCUUGCUGCUGAAUUCGGGGACAAUUCUUCGCGAGGCAACGAGGGAGGACUAUGGUUUACACCGGAGGAACUGCAGGGCAUUCCCGAAGACCGUUUAGCCGAGCUUCAGAAGGGUUUUGGCGAAAAUGAGGGCAAGCUCUUCACCUCAUUCCUCAAGGACGUCAGCCUCGUUCUAAGAUUCGCUGGGAGCAGCGAAACCAGGAAGAAAAUGCGCGUCGCGUAUGACCAUCGAUGCAGAGAGAAUGUGCCACUAUUUCGGGAAGUCGUAGUCCUUCGGGAUGAGGCAGCCCGGUUGCUUGGAUAUCCGAAUCACGCUGCGCUCGAGCUGGAAGAAAAAGUCGCAAAGACUCCAGAGACUGUGAAUGCAUUACUCAGUGACCUGCUUGCCAAACUGAGGCCGCUCGGAUUAAAAGAGUUGGAGAAGUAUAAAGCGGUUAAACAGAAAGAUCUUGAAUCCAGAGGGGAGAUUUGGGACGGCAGAUACUACCUUUGGGACCAGCCAUAUUACAACAAGAAGCUACUCGCGGCCGAGUAUUCACUUGACCACGAAGCCGUUGCCGAAUGUUUUCCCCUGAAAAGCACAGUCAAGAGUAUGCUCGAGAUAUUCGAGCAGCUAUUCGGUCUCGUUUUUCGAGAAAUAUCGAGCGAUGCUAUCCCUCUGGAUGUAAAGAAGGCGCGUGUGUGGCACGAAGACGUACAACUAUUCAGGGCCUGGGACGACGAGACUGGUGGUGCCGGAUUUCUUGGUUACCUAUACUUGGAUCUUUACACUAGGAGUUUCAAGCCUGGGCCAUCGACUUUUCCUCUUGUUCCAGGUUAUCUUCGACCGGGAGGCACGCGGAAUUACCCAUCGGUGGCCUUGUUGUGCAAUUUCCCCAAGCCAACUCCAAAAAUUCCCAGCCUGCUACCUCACGGAGAUGUUGUGACGCUCUUCCACGAGCUUGGCCAUGGAAUCCAUGACUUGGUGUCGAAAACCGUCUUCGCUCGUUUCCACGGGCCCCAGGGGACAGCCGUAGACUUUGGCGAGGCACCAAGCCAGAUGCUCGAGAACUGGUGCUGGGUCCCGUCUCAGCUAAAACUGUUGAGCCGACAUUACUCGUCCCUCUCCCCGGAAUAUCUGACCGCGUGGCAGGGAAAGGUAGCAUCGAAGGGAUCAACCACGCCACCCGAGAUACACAUUCCCGACACCAUGAUAGACAACCUAACAAAAGCAGAGAAUGUGCAUAGGGCACUAAGUCAGUUGAAUGAGCUCGCCAUCUGUUUCUUCGAUAUGGCGAUUCAUCAGCCCGAAACGCAUGAAGUCAUCGAGAAGAUGGAUAUCUCUGCAACAUUUAAUCGUUUGCACCGUGAGUGUUUUCCGCUGGAUGGGCUUGGGACUCUGGGCGAGGAAGAGAAAUGCGGCCACCCAUACACGAGGUAUCGAAACUUCAUCAAGGGAGACUACCAUGCAGGAUAUUAUGGAUAUUUCCUGUAA
This is a messenger RNA of Scedosporium apiospermum, 1962 nucleotides long. RefSeq lists its product as uncharacterized. The transcript is spliced from 2 exons. Gene Ontology annotation, biological process: proteolysis; peptide metabolic process. Bases 1 to 1962 code for a protein of 653 amino acids. NCBI's taxonomy places the organism in Eukaryota, Fungi, Ascomycota, Sordariomycetes, Microascales, Microascaceae. Gene Ontology annotation, cellular component: mitochondrial intermembrane space. Gene Ontology annotation, molecular function: metalloendopeptidase activity. The record is from RefSeq and is a predicted model, not a curated record.